Molecule: messenger RNA, 2772 nt
Organism: Fusarium tjaetaba
Lineage: Eukaryota; Fungi; Ascomycota; Sordariomycetes; Hypocreales; Nectriaceae
Exons: 9
Coding region: 1-2772 (923 amino acids)
Biological process (GO): positive regulation of transcription from RNA polymerase II promoter by galactose; DNA-templated transcription
Cellular component (GO): nucleus
Molecular function (GO): DNA-binding transcription factor activity, RNA polymerase II-specific; zinc ion binding; RNA polymerase II cis-regulatory region sequence-specific DNA binding
Source: RefSeq, a predicted model, not a curated record
AUGAAGAUGUCUCUACCAGGAAAUGUCGUGGUCAACAUUGAUGAGAUACCAGAGAAUGGUGCGGGCCAGAGUAUGACUGAUGGCAUGGCCGUCUCGUUCGUAGAUGAACAAGACUGCGGUUUCUUUGGCCCUUCAUCAAACAUCGCGCUCAUGCGGCACAUAUUACGAGCUGUCGACACAAAAAGAACACAGCAUGUCAAUCAGACUUCAUUAACACCAGCAUCAGAGUACAGUGCAUACGAAGGUGGGCUAGUGAGCAAUCUAAACGCGUUUCCAGCUGUCUCAAGUGAGCCUCAAAAGGUUGGCGCCAAUCUCCUACCACCGGACGAGGUCAUGCAGCGUCUCAUCCGUGCGUACUUUGAUAACACGGGGCUCUUAUUUCCAUACAUACACGAACAAGAGUUUCUCGAUACCUAUGAGCGAUUCCGAGCGAGUGGCUUUCGAGGAAACGUUCGUCGGACCUGGCUCGGCCUGCUGAACAUGAUCCUUGCAAUGGCAACUUGUACUUCUUGCUGGGAGGACUCGGGAAGUGAGACUACUUUUGAAGAGUCGGAUGUUUACUAUCGUAGGGCGCAGGAGCUUUGCCAUACACAGAUGUUUAGGGGAACAACUCUUGAAACAGUCCAAUACCUCUUACUCACGAGCCAAUAUCUCCAGGGGACGCAUAAGUCGGUCCAUACGUGGACCAUUCAUGGACUCGCUGUCAAAGCUGCCAUGUCUAUUGGACUCCACUCAAGAGACAUUGCAUCCAAGUUCACUCCUCUACAACAAGAAAUCCGGAAACGUACUUGGUUUGGAUGCAUUUUGCUUGAUAGAAGUCUUAGCCUCACGUUUGGCCGCCCAUGUGCUAUACCAGAAGAGUACAUCCGCUUGGAUCUUCCAAAGACAUUACCAGUACCGGUGUCACCUACUAAUGAAGUGCAUAAAAUGAGCACUGCGUUUUACAACGCCUCGAUAACUCUCUACAGGAUCAUGGGGCGAAUCAUUGGCUCACUCUAUGGUAGUAACCUUGGAUGUGAAGACCAAUCAUCAGAUACAGCCACAAUGACAUCCAUGAUCCAGUUCGGCCAGGAGCUAUCAGACUGGCAAAACAGCUUGCCGCAGAAUCUGGGUUUGCGGUCUGUCGACAACAUGCCAGACAACACGGAUGAGAAUAUCCAGGAUCCAUUACGCGAAAAGUUCAGGAUCAUCUUGACAUUGAGAUACCUCAACGUUCAACUCCUCCUCCAUCGCCCGAUCUUCAUUCGGUCUUUAGGUACUCUGCUCAGAGAGGCCAAAACGCCAUAUCGCCACGCGGGUUCCAUCAACACCAUGCAUGCCAACUUUGACAGAGUCUUUGUGCAAGUUGCGGAAAACAUCAUAGAUAUUAUUUACACCAUUUUGACAAGGCCUGACCACGGGCGCCAUUUGAUCGGGGCUUGGUGGUUCACUCUCUACUAUGCCUUCAGUGCAGCGUUGGCAAUCUUUGGUAGCUUGUUGAUAUCUCUUGGUGCAGAAGUUGGGAACGCCGAAAGUGCGAAACGGUAUCUCGGCAAGACUUGCGAGGCUCUGUUGAAGCUCAGCGAUAACAACACUCUUGUCCUCCGCUGCGUCAGAUUCGUACAGCAACUUCUCCGGAUUGUGAGCGCCUGGGAUGCGAGCACCACGACCCAAGCCGAUCUUAAUAAUGAAUCUUUGGGCUCAUACUUGACCGCGGAAGGGGGCCCUAUUAAUUUUGACAUUGAGUCAGAUUUGCUCUCAACGAUGCCGACGUGGGAGACGUCGACGCUUGGUUUUGGUGAUGAGCUUGAGCUGGGUCAUUUCUUUGCCAGUGAUUCCCAGCGGUGGUUUGAGCAGACACAAUGCCUCGAUCCAGAGACCGACUAUGAGCUCAUGUGGAGGCUCAUGUCCUGCUACCGAUCAAAUGAUUUCAUGAAUAACAUGAUCUACGCCCUUACAUUUCCCAACUUCAUCAUCACCACUCAUGGCUGCGAAACUGUCUGGCGCUCAGACGGUGGCAAGGUUGUCAAGCGAGGAGCUCAACGCGUCGAAGACACCGAAAACUACAAUAUGACGUGGUGGCACUAUGGACCAAGUGAUCAGCGAUGCAGAGAUGCAGUGGAGCAUAUCAACAACCUUCAUAUGUCUCUGGCGCGUCGUUACCCCGGCAACUUCUCGUUCAACGAAGAUUUUCUGUACGUCACGACUUUUAGUGCUGUACUUAUGCACCGCUUGCGUCUUCGGCUCGGACUAUCGGGUUUCACUGAGAAGGAGAAAAUCGCUGCUCACCACUUUUGGAGGGAUAUGACGCCGCUAUUCAUCAGAGAGGACGGAAACUCUGUCUACGGAUAUCCUAAAGACUUUGAAGGCUGUAUCCAGUUCUGCGAAGACUACGAGAAUGAGAAGCGCGAGUUCGAUGCAAAGAUGCAAUACAUCGGCUUGGCGAUCUUCAAUCAGUUCGCUUUCCGAUACUUCCCCUACGGCUUCCGAUGGCUCGGUGUGUCGAUAGUGAAAGCUCUCUCACUGCCUACAACUCUUAGGGCAAUGCGGGUCGAACCCGUGAACCCCAUCUUCCAGUGGUUGAUUGUGCUUUUCGUUGGAACAGCGAUGAGCCUUGCAGAGACGCUUUUACCGGACCCGCGGGAGUCGUUUUGGAAGAAGAUUGAGACGUUGGAUGUGGAGAAGGCGAGGGCGAGGAAAGAGGAUAUCAGGGGGAGUGAUCAGGCGUAUUGCCAGUAUAUCAGGUCUGAGUGGAGUGGUCCUGGGUGCCCUUUUGCUAUGAAAGCUGAAUAG